Messenger RNA from Thunnus maccoyii (southern bluefin tuna), 3129 nucleotides. Its product is annotated as E3 ubiquitin-protein ligase TRIM35-like. Gene Ontology annotation, molecular function: protein binding; zinc ion binding. Lineage: Eukaryota; Metazoa; Chordata; Actinopteri; Scombriformes; Scombridae. The coding region runs from base 975 to 2369 and encodes 464 amino acids. The record is from RefSeq and is a predicted model, not a curated record. The transcript has 3 exons.
AAAAAUCAUUGCAUGAGAAAUAAAACACUUAUAUGAGCCAGAAUUUGUUGUUAUUAAUAUCGACAGAUAUCAUCAGACUUCUGACAGAUCCGUGAUGGACUGAAUAAGAAUAUAAAACCAUAACAAUGUAAAGUUUGAGAAAAUCAGCUGCAAAGUUUUUUCUCAGUUUACUUUUUGAAAUGAUCUGAAACCCAUUAGAUCAUUUUCAGAGUCAUUUAAUUUAAAUAUCCAAAACAUAUCAGUGCUUUUUAUUGAUCUUAUUUAUUGUUGUUGGCUCUCUUGUUUAUUUGUAUUUCACUUUGAUUCACUGUUUUUAUCUUUGAGCAGCUUUUGUUUAAUAUAUAGCUGAUGUCAUGUUACUGUGAGGUUUUAUUAGUGGUGCUACAGUUGUGUUGGUACCAGUGUUGUCAUGUUUUUCAUGUCUCUUUAAAAACCAGUAGAAUAACAGUGGAGAUGAGUUUGGUUUCUUGUGUAUUUUUUCCAUUUGAGAUGCAGACAGCUGACAGAGCUUCAUCACAUCAUCAUCAUCUUCUCUUUGUGCUCUUCCCAUGAAAGUUAUGUUGACAUGAUGAUGUGAUCUCAAAGCAGCGCGACGGAUCGUAUUCAUCAUAUUUAUCAUCUGUUCCUUUAAUAAGCUCCACCUCUUACAGGAUAUCAUGUGACACAAAGCAGGAAACAGGUUCUUACUGUUCAGCUUCACUGGAAGGAGGCAGACAGACGCAACAGCAUUUAUCAGAAGAGGUCUGACAAAGCUCCGCCCCUCAGCUGACUCACCUGAGACAAAGCAGGAAACAGUUUAUUCUUCGUCUCUAAAGAGACACACAGACUGAAAAACAGACGAUCAGAUUCACCUUCAGACCAAACUACCAGCUUCCUCUGAGUGAGAACAGCUACAGGAGAGAAAAGUGAAAACUAGAACUCUGCUGCUUCAACCUGCUGACUCUCCACACACUGAAUCUUCACUCAGAGACAAAAUGGCUUCCAGAUCAGAGGAGGAUCUCUGCUGUCCGGUCUGUCAUGACAUCUUUAGAGAUCCUGUUGUUCUGUCAUGUAGCCACAGCUUCUGUAAAGACUGUCUGAAGAGCUGGUGGAGACAGAAACAAACACGUGAGUGUCCAGUUUGUAAGAGAAGAUCUUCAAAGGAUGAACCACCUGUUAGUCUGGUGUUAAAGAACCUGUGUGAGUCCUUCUUACAGGACAGAGAUCAGAGAGCUUCAGAGGCUCUCUGCAGUCUGCACUCUGAGAAACUCAAACUCUUCUGUCUGGACCAUCAGCAGCCAGUGUGUCACAUCUGCAGAGAUUCAGAAAAACACACCAACCACAGAUUCAGACCCAUUGAUGAAGCUGCACGACAACACAAGAAGGAACUUGAGGAAACUCUGAAGCCUUUAAAGAAGAAGUUAAAGGUUUGUGAAGAAGUUAAAGUGAAGUUUGAUCAAACAGCAGAACACAUUGAGGUCCAGACCCGACACACAGAGAGGCAGAUUAAGGAGCAGUUUAAGAAGCUUCACCAGUUUCUAGAAGAGGAAGAGGAGGCCAGGAUGGCUGCUCUGAGGGAGGAAGAGAAGCAGAAGAGUCAGAUGAUGAAGGAGAAGAUGGAGGCUCUGAGCAGAGAGAUAGCAGCUCUUUCACACACAGUCAGAGCCACAGAGGAGGAGCUGAGAGCUGAAGACGUCUCAUUCCUGCACAACUACAAGGCUGCAGUGGAAAGAGUCCAGCGCUGCCCCCUGCUGGAUGAUCCACAGCUACUCUCAGGAGCUCUGAUAGACCAGGCCAAACACCUGGGCAACCUGACCUUCAACAUCUGGAACAACAUGAAGGAGAUGGUCUCCUACACUCCUGUCAUUCUGGAUCCAAACACUGCUGGUCCAGAACUCAUCCUGUCUGAAGAUCUGACCAGUAUGAGAUUUGGAGAGAAACAGCAGCUUCCUGAUAAUCCAGAGAAGUUUAACUUCUUCCCUUCUGUUCUGGGCUCUGAGGGCUUUAACUCAGGGACUCACAGCUGGGAUGUCGAGGUUGGAGACAAUACAUACUGGAGACUGGGUGUGUUAUCAGAGUCUGUCCAGAGGAAGGUAGGCAUACAGUCUGGAUUAUGGGAAAUAGGGCUCUGUGGAGGUAAAUACUUUACAUGGUCACCAUCAGCUCCCCCCACUGAUCUCCCAGUGAAGAAGAAGCUCCAGAGGAUCAGAGUGAAUCUGGACUGGAACAGAGGAAAUCUGUCGUUCUCUGAUCCUGAUACUAACAAACACAUACACACCUUCACACACACUUUCACUGACACACUGUUUCCAUUCAUUUACACUUGGUAUAAACUCCCACUGAAGAUUUCCCCACUGAAGGUCUCUGUGACAGUGGAACAGAGCAGUUAGAGACGGCGAUGAUGAUGAUGGUUCUUAUAAUUACUGUCAUUUAUUUCUUAAAGGGAAAAGUGGCUGAAUUUAACCUCUGAAGCUUCUGUCCUGCUGCUGUCUCAUUAUUCCAAAAUAUGUUCAUGUUGUUUUAGUUGUUUUAUUUUCUAAUCUUUAUAGUUUAUAUCUUCAGCCUUAUUUUUAGUUUUUUAUUGAUACUGUAUCAUUUUCAAUAGUUGUUAAUGUUUUCUGAUGUCGAUGUGGAUCCAUGAAGACCAGCAGCCAAGAAUCAAUGACUGUAUGUUGAAAUUAUAGUUUUCAAACAUUAAAGGAAAAACUCACCGCUGUCAAUAUGAGGAUUUCUUUAAACUAGAUCACCUGUGUAGUAGAAAUGUGCAAUUAUUUUUGAAUUAGGUGCCCUUUGACUAUAGAAAACUAAGAACAAAUGUGUAGAUUAUUUAUACUGUUCUUAGGGGAGAAUCCUACAACAACCAGAAUGCAUUGCAGACAUCACGUCCAAUCAGACUGACUCACGAUGUGUUUACGUCCAGCAGAGCACCAAAGACAAAGAAAGCAGAGACAAAGUUAGUGAGCAGCAGCAUAACAUCUCUUUCCUGAGGCUUAUUUUCAUUUACAAAACGUUUUUCUCUGUCGAGUCUGUUUUCAAAGGAUCAUAAAACAAACAGCACGCUGGAGUCACCUACGUUAUGGAUGAGAUCUCCUUCAUCAAUUUAAUGUACUUUGUUUUUUUCAUGCUAAUCUGUGACAUGAGGGAUGUGCA